Molecule: messenger RNA, 759 nt
Organism: Helianthus annuus (common sunflower)
Lineage: Eukaryota; Viridiplantae; Streptophyta; Magnoliopsida; Asterales; Asteraceae
Product: signal peptidase complex subunit 3A
Exons: 6
Coding region: 106-609 (167 amino acids)
Biological process (GO): protein targeting to ER
Cellular component (GO): signal peptidase complex; membrane
Source: RefSeq, a predicted model, not a curated record
GACGCCUAUACUACCUACAGAUCAAGACUAUCACCAAUUCAGCGUUACAGUUUCACUGGCUUAUUAUUAGGGCACGAGAGUAACAGGUGAAGAAGAACACGAAAGAUGCAUUCAUUCGGUUUCAGAGCCAAUGCUCUCCUCACAUUUUCCCUAACAAUUCUCGCUCUCAUGUGCGCAAUCGCUUCAAUUUCCGAUAAUCUCAACUCUCCGUCACCUACUGCAACUGUUCAGAUCUUGAAUGUCAAUCGGUUUCAGAAGAAAUCAACCGGAGAUGACGAGGUUGGAUUUACACUAGAUAUAUCUGCAGACCUACAGUCACUAUUCACAUGGAAUACCAAGCAGGUUUUUGUAUUUUUAGCUGCUGAAUAUAGCACUCCAAAGAAUUCCCUGAAUCAGGUUUCAUUGUGGGAUCGUAUCAUACCAGCAAGAGAAGAUGCAAAAUUUUCUACAAAAAUUAAGAACAAGUACAGGUUCAUUGAUCAGGGAAGCAACCUUAGAGGGAGAGAUUUUAAUAUGACUUUGCAUUGGCAUGUGAUGCCAAAAACUGGCAAAAUGUUUGCAGACAAGUUGGUCCUGCCCGGUUAUCGCUUGCCUGAGUCAUACAGAUAAUGUGGAUAGCGCAUGAUUGACAAACGACAAUAGAUGAUUGUUUUCUGUUUUCUUAAACUAGACAAACAACGAGAACGUAAUCUUAUGUUUUACUGUUAUAGUCGGGCAAACAUGAUCGUCUAAUUUACUUCUACCUUUUUAGCCUGCUAA